ACCCCCGGCAUUGUGAACUUUAUCUUGGAUAGAUAUGAGAUUCUCUUUCAAUUCAGGCAGCUUAAUCGAUUAUCUUGACUGACAGGGAGAGAGCGAAAGAUGGCGAUAGAAGUGGCUAUCUCGAGACCAGAGAUGAGAAUCUUUUAUGAAAUGAGAGAUGCUUAUGCGAAAGUUUUGAAAAAUGAUGCUCAAGGCUUAAAGGGAAUCUACCAGACAAAUCCUGACGCCUUAUUCAAUCGGAUCACGGCCUGUAGAGAUACCAUAUUUCACAUUGCAGCUUACAGAGGCAGUGAAGAAGUGCUUCAAGUUCUGCUUCAAAUGGUGCCGCCGUCUAAGAAACGUGAGCUGUUGAAGAUGAAGAACAUUUAUGGGAACACGAUUCUCCACGAGGUUGCUACCUCUGCCAAUAUUAAAGUAGCAGAUUUGUUAAUCAGGGAGCUGUUGUUCUCUGACAGGAUAUUAGACGAUGAAAGGGAUAUUCGACAACGGGGAGAGAUACUGGCGGAUCGGAACAAGUUAGGCGAAACCCCAUUCUUCAGGGCCGUAGAAUAUGGCAACAAAACCAUGGUGAUGUAUUUGGCAAGAGAAAUCGAAAGAGUCGGGAAUCUUGAGAAUCACUACAAGAGAGAUGAUGGGGUCUCCAUUCUGCAUAUUGCUGUGAUCAGCCAACACUUUGAGACUGCUAUUUGGUUAUUGGAAAAGGACAAAGAACUUGCAGCUUACAAAGACAAGAAUGGCAAGACAAGUCUUCAUAUCCUGGCUGGAAUGGCAACUGCUUUCCAGAGUGGUUCUCCCAUGACAAGAAUAUUGAAAAAAACCAUCUAUUACUGCCUUCCAAGCGAUCCAGGUAAGGAGGAUGAGAGUGAUCGGUUUCCAUCAAAUCUGCAGAACAGGGAUUUGGAGCAUGGCGAUCCAAGCAAAGGUCUCAAUCAAUCAGAUCGCUCCAAAGGCUUCAAGUUGUACUGCGCCAUUUGGAGGUGCCUCGCCAAAGGAUGGAAAAUGAUUGAUCAUAUGUGGAGCCAAAAGAAAAUGCAUGUAUCAGCUGUUAAACUGGCGAAGAUGCUAGUAGGAACGGACGCUUCUUGGUUUGAGCCUCAUGAACCAGAGGAGGACGACAAGAUUUGCUUAGAAAGAAAGGAAAAAGAAGAAGAAAGGGUGAAGGGUGCAGCGGCGAGAAAGGAAUCGGAUGAACCUGAUACGCCGUUGUUCAUUGCGGCUAGCACGGGCAUUGUGGAGAUUGUGGACGAGAUACUCAACAUGUAUCCUCAAGCAGUCGAGCACAUCAGUAAAAAAGGACAGAACAUACUUCAUGUGGCCAUCAUGCAUCGUAAAUACAAAGUGUUUGAUGUCGUAAAGAGUAAGGAAGAGGCAAAGAGGCUGGUCAGGGGGAUCGACAAUAAUGGCUGCACCAUUUUGCACCAUGCUGCCGAGACCAAGUACUAUCAGGGAGGAACCAAACCUACUCCUGCUCUCAAACUGCAACAGGAGUUGACCUGGUUCGAGAAUGUGAAAAAUCAAAUCCCCUCACAUUUUACCAUGCACCGCAACAAAAGCAAUGUUACAGCAGAUCAGCUGUUUAAGGAGAUGCACCAAGAGCAACUUAAAACCGCACAGGACUGGGUGAAGAACACCUCUCAGUCAUGUUCAACCGUCGCAGUCCUUGUCGCUACUGUUGUCUUUGCAGCUGCCUACACCGCACCCGGGGGUUUCCUGCAGGAUGGUCGUCCCAUUCUCCUGGAAAAACCGCUCUACUCGUUUUUCACUGUCAUGGACGUUGCUGGCCUGGCAAGCUCCUUGACCUCGGUGGUGAUCUUCCUCUCCAUCCUCACGUCUUCCCUUGAGUUUGAAGAUUUCCUUCACAGGCUCCCUCGGAACCUCUCGCUCGGCUUCACCUUUCUCUUCUUCUCUGUCACCUCGACCAUGCUUACCUUCACAGCCACGAUUCUACUGCUUAUUCAUUUGGAGAAAAAAUGGACUGCAAGUCUAACGUACGCCGCUGCAUUCCUUCCUAUCUGCGUAUUCGCAUUGUUUCAAUUCCCUCUGUACUACGAGUACUUUGUUGCUGCAGUCAAGAGCAUUUUCGAUUUUUUUAGAAGGAACUUACCUGGAAACUGGGAAUUUCUUCAGAUUAAAGAUGAUUAAGAACCAAUAUCUGUUUCAAUGCCCUUUUAUUUAUGGAUUGAAUUUUAUUUGUGUAUUUUCUAGUAGGUUUUUGUACCCUUCUAAGCUUCAAUAAUACCACUUGCUGUUGAA
Messenger RNA from Theobroma umbraticum, 2253 nucleotides. RefSeq lists its product as uncharacterized. The record is from RefSeq and is a predicted model, not a curated record. NCBI's taxonomy places the organism in Eukaryota, Viridiplantae, Streptophyta, Magnoliopsida, Malvales, Malvaceae. Gene Ontology annotation, cellular component: membrane. Gene Ontology annotation, molecular function: protein binding.